This is a messenger RNA of Colletotrichum phormii, 990 nucleotides long. RefSeq lists its product as uncharacterized. The record is from RefSeq and is a predicted model, not a curated record. Lineage: Eukaryota; Fungi; Ascomycota; Sordariomycetes; Glomerellales; Glomerellaceae. The transcript has a single exon. The coding region runs from base 107 to 568 and encodes 153 amino acids.
GUUCAAACAACAGCAUCUUGAGACUUUGGCCGGCAACAAACUAAAUCAUUGAAGAGUUCUUUGUCUGCAUACUACUUUUCCAUCUUCUGAGCCUCAAUCAAACAUCAUGACUUCAAAGCCAAUGCCAGUUCCUCAAAUGGAGCCUGCAGCAAGCAGCGACGGACCUAAACCGAGCACCACAGUGCCCUCGACAACGAAGCCAGAUACUUCCAAUGCAGAGCCAAGCCAAACGAACAACGAUAUUGAGUCCGCGCCCGAAAACUAUUUCGCAACUUGGUACUUGAUCAACCUGGCAGCACUAGCAACAAUCGGCAGCCUCUCAGUGAGACCACCUCCCACCACCGGCACCGAAGAAGGCAAAGUCCUUCUCGCCGUCUUCGCCACGAUCUUGUUCUUCGUCUCCGGGCUCGGCGCGAUAUCACGGCGUACGAUGUCUGGCCGCGCACCGGUCACCAGCGUCUCCUCAGCAGUCUCCUGGGCGUCAUUGCCGCGCUCAUUCACGGGAUCACGGCCCCGAGCUGGACGGUUGGCGUCGGGCAGACUCUGGGAAGGGAAUUCUGCCUGCUGAGCGGCUUUCAUGUUGGAUUCUGGAUUGAGGGUGUGACUGGGCUCAUGGGGCUUGUUCUCGAGGCCCUUAAGAACUCGAGGGAGGAGCCACUGCCGAGGAAGGUUAUCACCGCUGGCGGGGAUGCCACCAAGGCUCAGCCUUCUUCUCCAUCCAGCGCGGCUCAAAAUUAGUGAGAUUUCAAGGUUGGACGGGCGUUUUUGGGGUCAUGCAAGGUUGGGACGCAGCGAGGCUGACUUCUUGAAAGAGGCCAUCACGGUUAAUCCGUAUAUUAUACUGACAUGCGGCUUUCUCCUGUAUCCCGCGCCUUGGAACAGGACGUCCUAUAUCUUAUUUUCUCCGCAACCCUUCCGGCGAGCACUGUAUAUACCAACAGGCCUUACUGCUCGUAAAUCACAGUCCACCAAAAUCACAUCACACCACUU